CUUCAGUUUGCAUCCGGCCGCGUGCCAAGCCAACAGUAUUUGGAAUUUUUUGACCGGGUUGGUACAUGUGGAUGAAAAGUCGUUAUGGUUUCACGUGGACUUCAUUUUCCGUGAAGAUUUUUGGGAUUCGGAACAGCCGUUCUCGAGAUCUAACGUGUUCAUUAAUUUUUUUAUCAGGGAAAUUUGAGGUUUUAGGAUUUUCUGUGAGGUGAACUGUUCAGUGGGGAUUCUUCUGGUGGUCUUUUGUUAAGGUGGAGAUUUGUGAACUUUUUGAGAAGUCUUCUCAUUCGGGACGAGAUGCCGGGCUGUGGGGGCGCUCAGCCGAACAUCCGCCCACCCAUCGAGUUAAAGGAGCAGUCCGAUACGAUCAAGGGCGCCGAGUACAUCCGAGUGUCGAAAUUCUACAAAAACAGUCGCGAGGGAAAAUUCAUAAGCUUCAUUCACGAGGACGUGAGAACCCUCUACGACGCCUUCCGGAAAGGAGCCAAAGAAUCAAACAAUGGCCCCUGUCUCGGCUGGAGGGACAGCCUAAGCAAGCCUUACCAAUGGAUGAACUACAACGAGACCCUCCUCAGAGCCAAGAAUUUCGGAUCAGGAUUGGUAUCCUGCGGCCUCUCCCUUGGCCCCCAAACACUGAUCGGUCUAUACAGUCAAAAUUGUCCGGAAUGGGUGCUAACUGAGCAGGCCUGCUACACCUAUUCCCUAGUGGUGGUGCCCCUCUACGAUACUCUUGGACCUGACGCUUGUGCCUACAUCAUCAAUCAGGCUGAAAUAAGCCUCGUUGUUUGUGAAGAUGACAAAAAGUGUAAUUUAUUGUUAGACAAAGCACCAAGAUGCUUGAGAAAGUUAAUCGUGAUGAAGGAGACCCGACCAGCAACAAAUCAAAGAGCAAAGAACCGAGGAGUUGAGCUCAUGAGGUUCGAAGAUGUUGAGCGGCUUGGAGCACAGAGAAAUCAGCCUGAGAUUCCGCCGAAAGCGACGGAUCUGUGUACAGUAUGUUACACAUCGGGAACAACGGGGAAUCCCAAGGGUGUCAUGCUGACCCAUCAGAAUGUCAUGGCAGGGGUUUGCGCUGUUCUCCUGCAGUUGGGUGAUCACAGACCUUCGGCGAACGACGUGAUGAUCAGUUUCCUACCACUUGCCCACAUGUUGGAGAGGUGUUGUGAGAAUGGAAUGUAUAUUGUGGGGGGAUCUGUGGGGUUCUACAGCGGGGACAUUAAGACACUUCCCGAAGACAUGAAGGCACUCAGACCUACGGUAAUGCCUGCUGUUCCGAGGCUACUGAAUCGGCUGUAUGACAAGGUGCAGGCCGAGCUGCAAAGUUCAUUCCUAAAGCGAAUGCUCUUCAACAUGGGCAUGAGAUCCAAGGAAUCGGAAAUCAAAAAGUGUAUCAUACGGAACAAUAGUUUAUGGGACAAAUUAGUAUUUAAGAAGAUUCAGGAGUCUAUGGGUGGAAGAGUGAGGCUGAUGGUGGUGGGAUCAGCGCCACUUGCUGGAAAUGUCCUCACCUUCACUAGGUGUGCAUUGGGGUGCCUAGUUGUUGAGGGAUAUGGACAGACUGAGUGCUGUGCACCGAUUACCUUGACCAUUCAAGGGGAUUAUGUGCCAGAACACGUGGGUCCACCCGUCGCCUGUUGUUGUGUAAAACUUGUGGAUGUACCUGAGAUGGAGUACUACGCGGCCAAUAAUCAAGGCGAGGUAUGCGUCAAGGGUACCAAUGUUUUCGUUGGUUACUACAGGAAUCCAGAGAAGACUGCUGAAGUUGUUGAUGAACAGGGCUGGCAUCAUACUGGGGAUAUUGGCAUGUGGUUAUCAAACGGUUGUCUAAAAAUAAUCGACCGAAAGAAACAUAUCUUCAAGCUUUCACAAGGUGAAUACAUCGUACCGGAGAAAAUUGAAAAUAUUUAUAUAAGAAGUCAAUACGUUCACCAAGUAUUUGUUCACGGUGAAUCGCUAAAGUCCUGCGUUGUGGCAAUUGUCGUGCCCGAUGUGGAUGUUAUCAAGUGUUGGGCACUUGAGAAUAGUAUACCGGGAACACUGAGUGUUCUCUGUGCAAAUCCUGAAGUUAAAAGAUUGAUUCACGACGAUAUGAUUUCAUGGGGAAAAGAGGCUGGCCUCAGGUCCUUCGAGCAGGUAAAAGACAUUUAUCUCCAUCCGGAUCCAUUCUCCGUACAAAAUGGUCUGCUGACCCCAACACUAAAGACUAAACGGCCACAACUCAAAGCCUACUUCAAACCCCAAAUCGAGGACCUCUACCAGAAUUUGAACUGAAUGCUAAUUGCGACCAUAAUUAGAUUUUAAAAAUCGUGUUUAUCAGCAGCAACGCCAUCAGCACAUUUUUGCUAUUUUCAAAUGUUUGUUAUGAACCAAAGAUGAAGCAAGUGAAAAGUAUGAAGAAGAGUAUGCUUUAACGAUGACUUUUGAUUUCACGAUUGUUCAUCUGCCACGCGAAAGCCUACGCUCUAUUUUAUUAUGGUAAUUAUAAUUAUAAUGAUUUUCACUUUACACGUACAUGUGAAUUCACUGGUAGAUGAAGAAAGAAGAUGAGAAAAAGAGGAAUUACACGGAUUUUAAGCUAUUUAAGAGUGAAUUUAUUGCGGAAUGAAAAGAUUGAGUGAUGAAACUCAUGUUUUCAUUCCCCGAAAUCACAUAAAAGAAGAUUUGAGUAUAAAAUAAAAAUGAAUUAUUGUUAGA
This is a messenger RNA of Diachasma alloeum, 2694 nucleotides long. Its product is annotated as long-chain-fatty-acid--CoA ligase 1. The record is from RefSeq and is a predicted model, not a curated record. Gene Ontology annotation, cellular component: membrane; endoplasmic reticulum. The coding region runs from base 298 to 2271 and encodes 657 amino acids. NCBI's taxonomy places the organism in Eukaryota, Metazoa, Arthropoda, Insecta, Hymenoptera, Braconidae. The transcript is spliced from 8 exons. Gene Ontology annotation, molecular function: long-chain fatty acid-CoA ligase activity. Gene Ontology annotation, biological process: long-chain fatty acid metabolic process.